GAUCCCUACCUGAAACCACAGCCGAUACCACAAGAGCUGCCCUACAAAAGACCACCGACCAAACGGCCACUCCCCGUUCUUUCAGACAGUCAACUCGAGUUUGUUCAAAAGAUCCUGCGCUCUGCGGGGCCGGACACUGUACUGGUGAACAGCUUCCGAUUGGCAGUCACUCGGCGAGAGUUAAUGACCUUGACUUCCACCAAUUGGCUCAGCGACAUGGUCAUCAAUUUCUACAUGCAGCUGCUAUUCCAUCGCAGUCAGCGGGUGCGUAAAGCCGAGGGUUACACGCUGCCUCGAGUGGCUGUUAUGUCUACCUUCUUCUACGCCAAACUCGGUUCCGGAACGGGCUACCAGGGUGUGCGCAGGUGGACGCGUCAGGUCAACCUCUUCGAGCACGAUCUGGCUGCCGAUCUGAGGAAUAAAACCCUCACCUACUACGACUCAAUGGGCGGCGGAAAUGAUCACUGUCUGGAUAUUCUGCUGUAG
This is a messenger RNA of Dibothriocephalus latus, 486 nucleotides long. NCBI's taxonomy places the organism in Eukaryota, Metazoa, Platyhelminthes, Cestoda, Diphyllobothriidea, Diphyllobothriidae. The record is from the annotation of a GenBank genome assembly.